Molecule: messenger RNA, 1472 nt
Organism: Chelonoidis abingdonii (Abingdon island giant tortoise)
Lineage: Eukaryota; Metazoa; Chordata; Testudines; Testudinidae
Gene: STOML3
Product: stomatin like 3
Cellular component (GO): plasma membrane
Source: RefSeq, a predicted model, not a curated record
GGUGAAAGCUUGUUCUUCUGCCACUCUGUUUUUCUUCUCAGCCACUUUAACAAGCUGUGUGCCAUUUGAGGGGGUGUCUUCAUUACGGCUUGUGAGGUGAUAAGGAUUUCUCUAUAAUGAGAUGGAUUCUGGGAGAGGCUCCCUUGGGAAAGAAAGUAAGGAGACUCUAGUUGCAGAUAAGAAGGAAGGGAUUGGGGCCUGUGGCUGGAUCCUGGUUUCCCUUUCAUUCCUGUUCGUGCUUAUUACCUUUCCUUUCUCCAUCUGGAUGUGCUUGAAGAUUGUGAAAGAAUACGAGCGUGCUGUUGUAUUUCGGCUGGGACGUAUAGUGUCUAAAAGAGCAAAGGGCCCAGGUUUGAUCUUGGUCCUUCCAUGUACGGAUGUUUUUGCCAGGGUUGAUCUUAGAACUGUCACCAGUAACAUUCCUGUACAAGAGAUUCUUACAAAAGAUUCUGUAACUACCCAAGUUGAUGGAGUGGUCUACUAUAAAAUCCACAGUGCUAUCUGUUCAGUGGCUAAUGUCACAGAUGUCCAUUUAGCCACCAACCUGCUGGCACAGACCACUUUGAGAAAUGUUCUAGGCACCCAAAGCUUGUCCCAGAUCCUGUCUGGCCGAGAAGAGAUUGCCCACAAUAUCCAGUCUAUCCUCGAUAAUGCCACCGGUAAAUGGGGAAUCCAAGUAGCACGUGUGGAAAUCAAAGAUGUCAGGAUCCCUAUGGAGAUGCAAAGAGCUAUGGCUGCUGAAGCUGAAGCAACACGGGACGCUAGAGCUCAGAUCAUAGCAGCAGAAGGAGAAAGAAAUGCUUCCGAGGCACUGAAGCAGGCCUCCAUGGUGCUGAUCGAGUCUCCAUCAGCCCUGCAGCUGCGCUACUUGCAGACCUUGACCACGCUGGCUACUGAGAAGAAUUCCACCAUUGUCUUUCCUCUGCCCAUGAAUAUGCUGCAGGGUUUUUAUUAACAAUAAUAGGACCAAACCAAAUGGUGACCAAGGCUUUUUUACACUGAAUUCUUUAGUUCGGAGAGUUUUACAGGGAUUCAAGAAAGGCAAACCUCUGCAGAUGGUCAGAAUUAAUGUUGAAAGUAUACUUUGAUACCCUGCCUCAGGAAUAGGGUUAACUACACAGAGAUAAUCACAAGUCAGAACACUGAAUCUGAAUGCCCCCAAAUUUCUGAGGGAUUCAAAAUUCAGACAUCCAAAUGUUGUGGUUCAAACUCAUCUCUAGGUAAAAAAUAGAAGAGACUUUGUUAAAAUACAGAUUAAACUUAAACCGAGAUGCUCGCUUUUGAUGUUACUUGAUUUUACAGAGUCACUCGGUUAGCAGGUAUGUGGUGAUUUGUCUGCUCAUCAGGAGCCUGCCUCUAAAAGCUAAUACAACCACUGUAUGUAGUAAAUAGGCCAGCUCCUGCUCUGUUAUACUGGGGCAAAUUUGUAGCAACUCAGCUGAAAAUACCAGUGUAGUGGCGAGAAGAAUGUC